AUGGCAAGCUUGCCAAAGGAAGCCAAGAAAGACACAGCUGUGAAGCAUGCCCUUGAAGUUCGUUAUGCCUUUUCGUCUGGCAACUAUGUCCUGUUUUUCAAAUUGUACAAGAUGGCACCCAACUUGAACUCAUGUCUUAUGGAUCUCUAUGUGGAGCGAAUGCUUUUUGUGGCUAUGAAAUGCAUGUCCAAGUCAUAUCGCCCAACUGUACCAGUUAGAUACGCUGCACGGGUUUUGGGAUUUGUGGGAAUUGAUAAAGUUUGUGAGGCUAAUGGAGCUGAUGGACUGGAAGAAUGCGAGGAAUGGUUAAAAGCACAUGGUGCUGUUCUUUCAGUAGAUAACAACGGAGAAUUACAGAUAGACACAAAGGUUUCUUCUACUUCUUUGUACUUGCCGGAACCUGAGAAUGCUGUUUCUCAUGGUGAUGCAUCUCUGGCUGUGGGUGACUUUUUGACACGAGCAUCAUCAUAA
Molecule: messenger RNA, 471 nt
Organism: Miscanthus lutarioriparius
Lineage: Eukaryota; Viridiplantae; Streptophyta; Magnoliopsida; Poales; Poaceae
Source: the annotation of a GenBank genome assembly